GGUGUGGGCUCAGUCUCCCCCUAGUGUCCUUAUCCCUAACUUUAAUAUCCACAAACCAUCACUCGGCUAGACUCAAUUCAUCACUUGUUCAUAGAGGGGAAUCUUUAUAUACCACUAGGAACAGCAAAGGGGGCUGAGCUAGACUGAGCUGGGCUGGACUGAGCCGGACUGGGCCUGCUGUUAGAUCACCAUGGGGCGGACAGUGAACCUGCUGACUGUGCUGCUGCUGUCAUCCUGUCUACAGGCCAUAGAGGAGGAGGAUAUCAGAGCUGGCUGCAGCACAGCCGUGAAUGACCUGGUGUACAUCCUCGAUGGCUCCUGGAGUGUGGGUUACACAGACUUCGACACGGCUAAGGACUGGCUGGUCAACAUCACCAGUGGCUUCGACAUCAGCUCCCACUACUCCCAGGUGGCAGUGGUCCAGUACAGUGACACCCCUCGUCUGGAGAUCCCGCUGGGCAAACACCAGGGCGGUCCUGACCUCAUCCAGGCCAUCCAGAACAUCAAGUACCUGGGAGGAAACACACAGACGGGCCGCGCCAUCAAGUUCGCCGUGGACCACGUGUUCCCCUCGUCCCGGCGCCUCAGCGCCGUCAAGAACCGCAUCGCCGUGGUGGUGACGGACGGCAAGUCCCAGGACGACGUGGUGGACGCCAGCGUGGAGGCGCGGGCGCAGGGCGUCACCGUGUUCGCCGUGGGUGUGGGCACUGAGAUCACCACGUCGGAGCUGGUGGCCAUCGCCAACAAGCCGGCGCCCGCCUACGUCCUGUACGCUGAGGACUACACCAACAUCGACCGCAUCAGGGAGUCCAUGGAGCAGAAGCUGUGUGAGGAGUCGGUGUGUCCCACGCGUAUCCCGGUGGCGUCUCGUGACGAGAAGGGCUUUGAACUGAUGCUGGGCAUGAACAUCCACCUCAAGGCCAAGAAGAUUCCGGGCUCUCUGGCCUCAGAGGCCGCCUACUCCCUGACCAGCGCCGUGGACAUCACCGAGAACACCAGAGAGAUCUUCCCCGAGGGUCUCCCGCCGUCCUACGUGUUCGUGGCCACGCUCCGUCUGCACGGCGCGGCGGGCCGGCAGCAGCUGGACCUGUGGAGGGUGCUCUCGAAAGACGGCGAGACCCAGGCUGCCGUGACGUUGGACGGCCGGGACAAGACCGUCACCUUCACCACCACCAGCACCUCUCAUCUGGAGCAGACGGUCACUUUCACCGCCCCCGGCUUUGAGGCUCUCUUUGACGGAGGCUGGCACCAGCUGAAGGUGCUCGUGAGGCCGCGCCAGGUCACCGGUUUCCUAGACGACCAGCUGAUCCAGGAAGCGGCGCUGGAGACGGCGGAGCCCAUCUACAUCAACGGGAAGACGCAGAUCGCCAAGAGGAUGGGGACGGAGGCUUCCGGAGCGGUGGAACUUCAGAAACUGCGUCUGUACUGCGACCCCCACCAGAGUGAGAGAGAGACCGCCUGUGAGAUCUACUCUGUGGAUGACGAGAGGUGCCCCCUGAACCGCACAGCUUCUGAGGAGGAGGAGGAGUGUGACUGCUCUACCGCCCCCCCCGGGCCCCCCGGGCCCCCCGGGCCCCCCGGGCCCCCCGGCCCCAUGGGUUUUGGAGGGGAGAAGGGAAGAGCAGGCCCUCCAGGUCCUGACGGUAAGCCUGGGAACCAGGGGGAGUCAGGUGCGUCAGGAGAGCCCGGCUUCCCAGGGGAGAAGGGAGAAUUAGGCCCCCCAGGACUGAGGGGAGAGCCUGGUCUGACGGGCUGGAAGGGAGAGAGGGGGGAGCCAGGGUUACCAGGUCAACAAGGCCCUCCAGGACCCAUGGGUCCUGCAGCCCCACGGCUCAACCUCGGGGCGGCUGUAGGAAUACCCGGGAAAAAGGGACUUCCUGGGGAGAAAGGAGAAGUGGGACUUGCGGGAGAGAUGGGACCAAAGGGGGAACCGGGUCUGCCUGGAAAAGAGGGGCCAAUUGGUCCUUCAGGGCCCAAAGGAGAGAAGGGAGAUGCUGGGCUGAGUGGAACAGAUGGUCUGCAAGGAGUCCCGGGGAUUCGUGGACUUCCUGGACAGGCGGGGACAAGAGGACCUCUGGGGGAGAGAGGCUUGCCUGGACCGAACGGUGCUCUAGGGCCUAAAGGACCUCCGGGCAUGCAGGGCCCUGUAGGAGUGCCUGGUGAGAAUGGACGAGAUGGCCCCAAGGGGAGCUGUGGAGACCAAGGAACAUCUGGUUCAACUGGACUGCCUGGCCAAAAGGGGUCACCGGGUGAUCCGGGGUUUUCAGGGCAACCAGGUUCCAUGGGGCUGCCAGGGUUCAAAGGUCACAAGGGCGAGAGUGGAGAGACGGGGCCUAAAGGAAGCCAGGGGGAGCGGGGAAGUGACGGCGCUCAGGGAACGGCCGGCUUGCCGGGUGAAGUGGGACCCAGAGGAGGAAAAGGAGAGAAAGGCGUCCUGGGAGAGAUGGGUGCCAAAGGGCAUGAUGGGAAGAAAGGGGACGUGGGACACGCCGGCGCCGUCGGGCCGCGGGGAUCCAGCGGCCAAGACGGGUUGCCGGGGCAACCAGGCGUCCCGGGCUACCCGGGGAAGCCGGGGAAGCCGCCUUCGGACGACCACCUGAUGAAGCUCUGUGGAGCCGUGCUGAGGAGCCAGUUGCCCCAGCUGUUGCAGAGCCUGGCCCCCCCCAGCAGCUGUGAGCCCUGCCAGGCAGAGAAGGGAACCCCAGGUCACCCUGGAGCUCCAGGGCCCAAGGGCUCCAACGGCCAGCCUGGAUACCCCGGCAGGACAGGCCUUCAGGGCUACCAGGGCCCCCCCGGCCACCACGGACCCCAAGGCCUCAAAGGUGACAUGGGGCCGCGGGGCUUGAAGGGGACGAGAGGAGAGAGCCGCCCUGGUCCGACAGGGCCCCCUGGACAGCCAGGAGACCAGGGACCUCGUGGCUCGGACGGUGUCGGACGCCCAGGGCCCCAAGGGAUACCCGGGAAGUUCGGUUCUCCGGGCGUUCCCGGUAAACGGGGCUCCCCGGGGCUUCCGGGAGUGUGUGACAUGUCCAUGUGUUACCAAGCCUACGACCACAGGGAGGACCGCUACAGCAAGGGGCCCAACUUCUGAUUGGCUGCCACUCGUACUUGUAGCGGGUCAAAGGUCAACGUUGUGUAACAAAAUAUGGACGGUUUACCUGACACAGGUGGAGACUAGCGUAGAUGUGUUUUCGAGUCUCCUUUAAAUGAAGUUCAAACAUUUUAUACCCUCGACUAUGCUUAACCUGUGUCUGGAACACCAGCCUGUCUUGUCAUGGACUUGGUUGUUUGGUGGGAGAACAGGGGUCCCUUUUUUUACUAGAUUGGUAGAAAUGAGGACUGUCGGGUGUCGUAUUGGUUUGCCGUAACCCUUGAGCCCAGGCUUUUGAGAGGUUUCAGGGUCAAAGGGCAUCAUGUCUAAUGUUUUGGACUCUUCAGGAUGAUCGUUCCUCAAGGAUAAAAUUGAUGUAUUUAUGAUAUUUUUUUCACAUUUUCUUUCCUUUCAUUUUGACCAAGACAAAAUGUUUUGUUAUCCUGUACAUACUGCACUGCCAAUGGUACUGUAACUUGACCUCCAUGUUGGACAUAUCAUUGUGUUAAAUGUUAUAUCAUGACAGGGGUAUUCCUUUAUAAAGUGGUCUUGUGAACCCAGAUAGGGCUGAACAAGGCAACUAAACCUCAGCACCAACUUCAGAGGGGCAGUUUAUGACUUAAGAGAUGUUGAAACUGUCUAUCUAGUCAUCAAUGGGGCAUUGUUCUCUUCUAACAUACUUCUCUAAGUUCAAGUUUUUAUGUUGCAGAAACUAUCUACAUUUUACUCCUCAUGAAGCAUCUCUUGAUUACAUUUUUCACACAUCACCUUGACUUUACUAACGAGUCGCAAGAUAGCUUCACAUUAUGUGGCAUUUCCCCAUUUCCCAUAUCCAAUAACAGUUUAUGUUUGUAAUUCUGCUGUGAAAAGACUACUGGUAAUGAUUAAAUAUACUUUGGUUUCUCUGAAUAGCAUUUUUCUCGUUUGUUUAACUUUCAUAACUGUCAUACCAGAUGUUGUCAAAUUUGAAUAAUUUCUCUUUACUUAACAACUCUUGGUAUGUUAUUUGAUUUCCUUUUAAGAAAUACUGUGCCCUAUUAAUGUUAAUCUUAUCGGUUGAAUGUGGAAAUAAAACACAUGUUCAAAGUGA
Molecule: messenger RNA, 4181 nt
Organism: Hypomesus transpacificus
Lineage: Eukaryota; Metazoa; Chordata; Actinopteri; Osmeriformes; Osmeridae
Product: collagen alpha-1(XXI) chain
Exons: 32
Coding region: 191-3091 (966 amino acids)
Source: RefSeq, a predicted model, not a curated record